Molecule: messenger RNA, 2893 nt
Organism: Mugil cephalus (flathead mullet)
Lineage: Eukaryota; Metazoa; Chordata; Actinopteri; Mugiliformes; Mugilidae
Product: protein wntless homolog
Exons: 13
Coding region: 46-1719 (557 amino acids)
Biological process (GO): intracellular protein transport; Wnt protein secretion; Wnt signaling pathway
Cellular component (GO): endomembrane system; organelle membrane
Molecular function (GO): Wnt-protein binding
Source: RefSeq, a predicted model, not a curated record
GUCAGGACCCACAUAUAUAUUUCUUUUUCAAAGUAACUCUUGGAAAUGGCGGGAGCUAUCAUAGAGAGCAUGAGCACAAAAAAGUUGGUCGUGUUCGGUUGCUUUAUUCUGCUCUUCCAAGUUUUUUCCAUUCUGGUUGGAGCAUUAAUUGCUCCCAGUCCAACCAGUGCAAUCCAUUACUUGGCCACAAAAUGCAUUAAUCGCCACAGGACGAGCGUCUGGCUCAUGCCGUGGGGUUCUAAUCGGUGCCAGCAGAUCCACAGUUUCGAUGAGCCUCUGGCAAAGACUCUGGACGCCAACGACAUCGUUUUUGCCGUUCACGUGCCUCUCCCCGACAAGGAGAUGAGCCCCUGGUUUCAGUAUAUGCUGGCUGUCCUGCAGUUCGACAUCGCUUUCAAAAUGAUAAAUCCGAUUGAAGACGGCGCCGUCGUCACCAUUGAUGCUCGUCUGGCGUUCAGGGAUGAUCUGAUGUCUGAGUGGACCGCAAAAUUCCACUCAGUGGAACAAAGGCCGCUCAGAUGCACACUGGCUGUCCCCAAGACGUAUGAAAACGAGGGCCGCUUUUACCGCUGUGACCCCGUGCCAUUCAUGGAGCUGGGGAGCGUGGCCCACAGGUAUUUUUUAAUCAACCUGCGUCUGCCGGUCAAUGACACGGUCAACGCCGGCAUUGGAGAAAUAAAGGACAUUCAUCUUGUGGGGAUCCACCAGAAUGGAGGAUUCACUAAAGUGUGGAUCAGCAUGAAGACUGUGUUCAGCCCCUGGGUGUGCGCGGCCACAGCCUGGUACUGGCGUAGGAUCCGUCUCAUGGCGAGGCGACCCAUCCUUUUGGAAAAAGUCAUCUUUGCUCUGGGCAUCUCAAUGACCUUCCUGAAUGUGCCGGUCGAGUGGCUGUCGAUGGGCUUCGAGUGGAAGUGGACGUCGCUGCUUGAAGACGCCCAGCAGGGCGCUUUCUACUCCACACUCUUCUGUUUCUGGAUCAUCUUCUGCGGCGAACACCUCUUGGACCAAAGUCGGAGGAAUCGGCUCUCGGCAUACUGGUGGCAGGUUGGACUUGUGAUGUUUGGCUCGUCUAUUCUUCUCAUAUUUGACCUGAGCGAAAGGGGAGUUUAUUUGAGCAAUCCUUUCUACAGUGUGUGGGCAUCAGAAUUCGGGACAAAAGUUUCAAUUACUUUCAUUAGUGUGGCGGGGAUUUCCAUUUGUCUAUAUUUCUUCUCCCUGUGUCACAUGGUGUGUCGUGUGUUCAGGAACAUUGGUGGGAAAAUGCAACAGCUUCCUUCCAUGCCAGAGGCUAGGAGGCUGCACUACAAGGGUAGAAUUUUCAGGUUUAAGUUUUUGAUGCUAGUAACUCUCGCGUGCGCGGCCAUGACCGUCACCUUCUUCAUCUUAAAUCAAGUCAGUGAAGGUCACUGGCACCUGGGCGACUACACUCUCCAAGUCCACAGCGCCUUUCUCACGGGGAUCUACGGCAUGUGGAACCUGUAUGUCUUCGCCAUUAUUUUCCUUUACGCUCCCUCGCACAAGCACAAGAGAAACGAGCCAGGAGACAGUGGACAAACAGAUGUGACGGAGAAGCCGGAGAGCCAAGAGACACAGCUGACAUGUGGAGAGCACGGGCCCACGGAGGCGUACAGGAUCACUGGGAAGCAGUGCAACGAUCCUGAGCACAAGGCAAAGAGUCGAACACCUGAUCUCAGACUGACGGAACAAUCCACCUACUGAACACCAGAGUAAACACAGAGAGCCCAAAUCAAGCAAGAGCUCCUGAUGUGGAGGUCUUCAUAGCCGUCCAGUUACCUUUUCAUCUAUAAAUAUAGACUAGCUACUGAUGCCGCCCACCAGCACCCACUGAAAUUUAGUCACACUGACUCAGCAACAGCUACUAUAUGCAGAAUAGAACAAUAAAGUAAUAAAAUGAUUAUUUGCAGACACCAGUGUAUAAAAAUACUUCAAACAUAUUGCACUAUAAUAAAUAUUCUGCACACUGUAAGUUUUGUCGAUUUGUUGCCAAGUUGGUGUUAUUUUGUAUGUUAAAUGGGUUGUAUUAGAAAUACUUUGUCACUGCAACGAAACAACGAAAUUUUGUUUGGCAGCAGUCUCUGGAAGCUUCUUAAGGGUAAGGUGUUUGUGAAGGUAAUAAAUAAUCUCAUCUUAUGUAGACGCUUCUCGUCUGGAGGGUCUAUCCCAGCUGUCAUCGGGCGAGAGGCGGGGUACACCCUGGACAGAUCGCCGGUCUAUGGCAUGCUAACACAGAGAGACAAACCACCAUUCACACUCACACUCAUACUCACUAUGGCUAUUUUAGAAACAAGCAUGUCUUCAGAUGGUGGGAGGAAGCCGCAGUACCCAGAGAGAACCCACGCAGACACAGGGAGAACAUGCAAACUCCGUACAGAAAAGAACCCAAACCGUCUUGGAAUAAACAUAUUAAAAAUAUAUAUUUAGUUGAAACUCUGCACUUUUAUUGUCGUGUAUUGCAUACUCAGUGUAUAAUUAAAACAAUAUAUGUGCACUGUACUCACAUAACCUGAAUAUCGGUUAAAUUUAAGUAAGUAUAAUGGCAUUAAUGACAACAGAAUUUGUUUUUCCACAUCCACAUUUGUACGAAUGCAGCAUGAUCAACUAUACCGUGCACAGCAGUGGUGCACAGAGCUACCGACAGGGGUCGCUGCUGUGUCAACAAACCAGGGAGAGACGCCGUGUCGUCCAGCCCAGCGGCAGUCCUCAGUCAGCAGAGGACUGACCGCGUCUCCAGCCGCUGUGCUUAAACGCAGCACGGCCGAGUGUUUGUUUGAUUCACGGCGAAAGUUUUCAGUCGACACUUUCAAUUUAACCGAAAGGAUCUCGGUGGGGAAUAUUUCAUGGCUCGACUUUGAAAAAAAAAAAAAAAGAAAAA